ACACACACACACACAAACGUACACAGAGAGUAACACUUAAGCUAAACUCUUCGCAUAUUAUUUCACUUUACCGGUAUCAACACAUAAUUUACUACUCAGGAUUUCUCUAUCUGUUAGAAUUUAACUCGUGGAUUUUUUGAAAAGUAAGAGAAAUAAGGCGAAAAAAGAAGAAUGGAAACGAUCACAAAACAGAUGGUAUAGAUUGUUGGAAAAAGUUUUUUUAGAAAAACUGUGUGAAAUAUCAUAAUUUAACGUUUGAACAACUCAAAUGGUGGUCAUAUGGUAAUUCAAUCCAUCAUUGUCAUCAUCUACAACCACAUCGCCACUGUGUUCUUCUGGUAUUCGUAUGCCAUUUUCUAUUUGUAAUAAUGAUUCAUGCUAUACACAAAUAUACAAUACAAAUGAAUAUGAUAAUAUAAAUGAAUCAAACUGUAAUCCAUGUGAUGAUAGUCAUGAUUUAUCAGCAUUGUCUACUGAUGAUACACCGUUUUUACCCACUUCAUACCCGAAACAAUCCGUUUGUAUGAAACAUAGAAUCGAUUAUAACAUGUUAACAAGUGCAAAUAAAUGUCUGCCUCAUCCUUCAUCAGCAUCAUCAUCAUCAACAUCAUCUAAGUCCUCUCGAUCAUCGUGUUCUACCUCUUCACCAUCUUCAGAGACUGUUAGUGAUGUGAUCACCACUUCUACAACUUCAUGUACAUCACCUACUAUAACUGCUAGUGAUUUGAAUGCUUCACAAUUAUCUAUGCCAUCAUGUUGGUCACAAUGUUCUACAGUUGAUGAAUUGACAAUUUUAUCAAAUAAUCUUGGUAGUGUAUUUCAUGGAUUUCCAUUGAUUACCAAUCAUAAUACAAUGAACUAUUGUAAAAUUGAAGAGACGGAAAAAUAUGAUAGAAUUAACAAUAGUAAUUGUAACAGUAAUAAUAAUAAUAAUGAGAAUACCAAUAAUAAUAAUAAUCACUUUUUGUCUAACCCACCUUCUCAGUUCACAUCAGAUCAUGAAUAUCAAAAAGAUUUAUUGAAGCAUGAUGACAGUGCAUUUCAAAGACUGCAUACUGGUCUCAUGGAAUGUCAUCCAUCUUAUUAUCAUUAUUAUCAACAUCAUCAACAUCCCAUGGCACAUGAAAGCGAAAUACCCUGUGAAACUUCAUUAUGCUCUGAAUUUAUUAAAAAUCCAACAGUUAUGACAUCAUCCUUGUCUACUAUCCCUCUAAAAACCUCGAAAUUUGAAUAUUUGAAUGAAAUCACCAAAGUGAAUGAAGAGAACGCUAUCAAAGGACAUUUUAAUUCACAAGCUACAACAGAGUUAACAUUACCGACAGCAGACAACAAUAGAUCAAGUAUAUACCAUAAGGGCUCUAAUUUAUCCUUACCAUUUUAUUCUGAUGACAGUUCAGUGAAACAGGAGUCAUCCAACACACCAAUCUAUACACCUUUAUAUAUAACUGAAGAAGGUUGUUGUUAUACAAAUCUACAGACUACAUUUACAUCAUAUACCAGUAUAACAACCCCUACAGAAUCCCCAGCUUCAUUUCAAAAAUCAUGGAAUAUGCCUAAAGUAGAUGAUAAAUUAAAAGACAAACUAUUCACAGAAUUAAAAGGUUAUCAUCAACAUUGUGAAGAGGAAGAGAAACAAUUCCGCCAAGAAAAUCAGAUUGCAUCUGAAAAGGCAGUUAACAGCUGUCAGUUAAUCAAGACAGAAGUAUUCCAAUCAUCUCAACAGAAUUAUCACAACAGUUUUUCAGAUCAAUGUCAACCGUAUAGUCUACAUACUGAAAAGUGCAUAGAUAUACAAUUGCAGAAUUCACAACCUUUUCAUUCUAUUAGUAAUGUAAAUAAUAAAACUAGGCAGUGUAAAUCAUUAACUGGUGGAGUUUUAACUUCCUCUGGCACAACUUUAUCAUUGACAAGUGGAAUAAACACGGCAACAGUAUCAACGAAUACAAAACUUGUACAACCGUUUAAAUGGUUACAGAUUAAACGACAACAGCCGCGUCAUCAUGUGAAUAAUAAUAUAUCUACAUCUAAAACAAAUUCAGCUCUAAAAUACGAUACUUCAAGGCCUAUUACUUCACCUCAUUCUACAAACUUCACAUUCAAUGAUUCAAACCUUCAAGAAACUAAUCAGUCGAAUAGAAAUAAUACUACUACACAAUGUGGUAAAAAUCCUUCUUUACUGAUAUCUCAACUUCCUGACCACAGUAAUGCCAAUCAAAUGUUUAAAAAUUAUACUUACGAUACAGGAAGCUUCACAUCACCUGGAAAUAUGAAUUACUCUACAAAUGCCUUAAACAAUGAAAUGUUAAGUACUUUUCAAAGUAAACAUAUGCCGGACUCUUCAGAGGUGAACACCAAUUUAAAUUAUGAAGCUUCUAAUUCUUUAACUGGACGAACUAAUUUUACUACAAGACAACUGACAGAAUUAGAAAAAGAAUUUCAUUUCAAUCGUUAUCUGUCAAGAGCAAGACGAAUUGAAAUUGCCUCAGAUUUAGGGCUUACAGAAACUCAAGUGAAAAUAUGGUUUCAAAAUCGUCGAAUGAAACAGAAGAAACGUCUGCGUGAUAAAAUUUUAGGCAGUAAUCAUGAAAAUGAAGAUGUCUCAUCGACAACGACAACUCCUCCGCCUCCUCCUCCUCCUCCUCCUCCACAAUCUGGUAUGAAUGUUUCACCAUGGAAUCUGACAGAAUCACAUGUAGGAAUGAAUAAAUUGUCUGUACAAGAAAGGAAACAAUCACACACUGAGUGUACUAGUAGCACUAUCGAUCCUAUUAGUAGUAGUACUAGUAAUCCAAGUGUUUACUUUAACAAACAUUUAAUGGAUUAUAGUGCUUCACAUUUAUACAAUCACUUAUUAAUUGACUCAUCCAGUGCCAUCCCUAAUAACAACCAAAGGAACACCACAAAUCCUUCUGUAUAGACGAAAAUUUGAGUAUAUAUAUACUUAUAUAUCUGCUUAUACCAUAGACUCUUCUGGUGAUCAACUACACUGCACAUGUAUAAGGGGAUUAACAAUUAGAACUUCGAUAUUUCUUUCUUUCUCAGUUUUAUUGCUUCAUCUAAUUCAAAGACUGAAACAAAAUUCUUUCGAUUAGAUUUGAAAUUUUCGGCAUUCCAGUUAACUACCCCUGUCAGGUGUAGAGAACGGUUCAGUCGUUGAAUGCAUACAGAUAACAGUAUCCUUAUAUUAUUUAUAUUUUGUAUCACAAGAAAAA
Molecule: messenger RNA, 3212 nt
Organism: Trichobilharzia regenti
Lineage: Eukaryota; Metazoa; Platyhelminthes; Trematoda; Strigeidida; Schistosomatidae
Source: the annotation of a GenBank genome assembly